Molecule: messenger RNA, 1023 nt
Organism: Paramecium tetraurelia
Lineage: Eukaryota; Ciliophora; Oligohymenophorea; Peniculida; Parameciidae
Exons: 3
Source: RefSeq, a predicted model, not a curated record
AUGUUGAUUUUUUUCUUAGCUUUAACAAUCAAUUGUUUACAGACCUCCUUAACAACAAAGUUAACUUAGUUAGGCGUAUCAAACAUGGGAAGAUCUAUCAUAUUAUUAUCCCAAUUGGAUUAAACAAACACGAAUGAACUAAUGCAAGCACUCAAUCAGAUAAAGAAUAAUAUUUUAGAUAAAAUUGAAACAGAAACUAAAUCAUAUACUACAUAUACAAAUAGACAAUAGAGUGACAUUGAAUAUCAUGAACAUAGAAUAAAUGAUCUAUAAGUAGAAUUAGCUACAUUAUAAGUUGAAAUUCGACGACUGGAUAGAUCUAUUACAUUUUAAGAAGCAGAUAUCAUUUCCAAAAAGUAAGAAGUUUAAAAUUUUGUGAAUUCUAAACAAUCAUUGAUUGAUUGGUAAAAAAGGGAAGAUUAAGUUUACACUAAUUAAUAAAAUUCCUAUAACAAAGCCUUAAGUUCUAUAGAUACUGCAAUAGAUCUUUUGGAAAAAGGAAAAUAAUCUAACUUUAUUGAGGAGCAUUCAGAUACUUUUAGCGUAGUUGGUGAAGAGCUACAAAAUAAUUUGGAACCAGAAUAUCAACAAAUUUCACUGACAUUUUCUUAAAUUGCUUAUGAAAAAUUUGCAGAUCAUGAUUUAAUCCGUAGAUCAACAAGACUAUUAUAAAAACUUAGAGCAAGCAUUUCAGAUUAAAAGAUUAAAUUAUAAAAUACUUUGAAUGCUGAAAAAUCUCAGAAUGAUAUUGCUAUCAAAUUGCAUGAAAAUAAAAUUCAAUAAGUAAAUAACGAUUUAAUUAAAAUUUUAAUGGAAGAUCAUGAAGUUAUGUUACAAUAAUAUAAAUUGAAGAAGAGUCUUGUUGAUUAAAUCCAAUAAUAAAUUUAGAAUAGUCAAUAACUGAUCAUUUAAUUGAAUAAUGAGAUUCAAUUGAGAUAGAAAAACUAUAAGCAAUUAAUUAGUGAAUAUUAGCAAGAAAUUUAAAUAAUAAAUGAUUGCGUAUAAUAAAUUUAAAAUCAUUGA